AUGGUUUCUGCGCCGACCAUUGGCAAUGCCGCUGUUGGAGGCAGUGCAAGCGCGCCUACCAGCUCACGCGCGUCUCCAGCUGUCGGUGCCGGCAAGGCGAAGGCCGGCCAGGUCAACUCCAACGGAUACCACCCGACGAACCCUCAGAUCCCCCUGAGCUCCAUGACGAGCCUGCCACUCGACUUGUCGUCGGUCGAGCGACGCGGGCAGCCGACGGCCGCGAAAGAGCCGAUGAAGAAGAAGAACCGACCACAUGGACUCGAGGAGGCGCCGACGUACUGUCCGACCGAAGAAGAAUGGAAGGACCCUUUCGAAUACAUUCGAAAAAUCACACCUGAGGCCAAGCAAUUCGGCCUAUGCAAGAUUAUUCCACCCGACUCGUGGAAUCCCGAGUUCGCCAUCGACACAGAAGACACGCAAGCAGGAGUUGAACUCGGUCGAAGGAAGUAUGCGCCUCCCAAGACACGCACUCACACAGGCAACGGGCUCCAUCGGCUGACUUUUGCAGGCACACGCGCCAACAUGUCCUACCUCGAUGCGCUCGCCAAGUUCCACAAACAGCAGGGUAACAACCUGCACCGUUUACCCUAUGUCGACAAGAAACCCCUCGACCUGUAUCGGUUAAAGAAGGCUGUGGAGGCACGUGGCGGCUUUGAGAAGGUGUGCAAGGGAAAGAAGUGGGCUGAAAUUGGCCGCGAUCUCGGAUACAGCGGCAAAAUCAUGUCCUCAUUGUCGACAUCGCUCAAGAACUCGUACCAAAAAUGGCUCUGCCCGUACGAGGACUACCUCCGAGUGGCGAAGCCCGGCGUUCACCAGCAGCUCGAGCUCGAAAAUGGCGGACCUUAUACCCCGACCCACGGUGGCCCGGCUCUCACAUGUCUCUGUUCCGACCCGUCUGGGCCCCGACCCCCACGUGAUGAGAACUCAACGCCUGGCGAGAAAUGUGAGACCUGUGGCAAGGCCGAUGAGGCGGGCCCUUUGCACGUAUGCGAAUCGUGUGACCACGCUUACCACGGCUCAUGUCUGGACCCGCCACUGAAGCAAAAAGUCGACCCCGAAUGGAACUGUCCGCGCUGUCUAGUAGGCGAUGGGCAGUAUGGAUUUGAAGAGGGCGGCCUUUAUUCGCUACGUCAGUUCCAACAAAAGGCUGCCGACUUCAAACAAGGGUUCUUCGAACGAAAGAUGCCAUACGAUUCGGUCCUGAAGUGCCACCGACCAGUGACCGAGGAGGAUGUUGAAACCGAAUUCUGGCGCCUAGUUGCAGACAUGGAAGAGACGGUGGAGGUCGAGUAUGGUGCCGACAUCCACUGUACGACACACGGCUCUGGCUUCCCAACCGUAGAGAAGCAUCCAAAGAACCCAUACUCAACCGAUCCUUGGAACCUGAACCUCUUGCCACUGCAUCCUGAGAGUCUGUUUAGGCAUAUCAAGUCCGACAUCUCGGGCAUGAUGGUUCCCUGGGUCUACGUGGGCAUGAUCUUCUCAACAUUCUGUUGGCACAACGAAGAUCACUACGCGUACUCGGCCAACUACCAACACUUCGGCGCAACGAAGACGUGGUAUGGUAUCCCCGGGGAAGACGCGGAGAAGUUUGAAGCGGCGAUGAGAGAGGCUGUGCCUGAGCUGUUCGAGACACAGCCGGAUUUGCUCUUUCAGCUCGUCACACUUCUGACUCCGGAGCAACUCAAGAAGGCUGGCGUCAGGGUCUUCGCGUUGGACCAGAGAGCCGGACAAUUUGUCAUUACUUUCCCCCAGGCAUAUCAUGCUGGCUUCAACCAUGGCUUCAACUUCAACGAGGCCGUCAACUUUGCCCCCUGCGACUGGGAACCGUUUGGUCUUUCCGGCGUGACCAGGCUUCGCGACUUCAGGAAGCAGCCAUGCUUUUCGCACGACGCACUUCUCUGGACGGCAGCCGAGGGAACAGCAACAAACGGCCUCACCAUCCAGACGGCAAAAUGGCUAGCACCAGCACUUGAGCGCAUUCACGAGCGUGAGCUCGCAGCUCGAGCAGACUUUAUCUCGAAACAUGUUCAGUCGCAAGGGCAUAAGUGCAGUCUCACGGGCGCCAACAACAGUGACUGCCCGCUUGCGUUUGAGAUUGAGGAAGCUGACCUGCCUUUAGAGGAUGACUACCUCUGCUCUUACUGCAAGGCGUUCAGCUAUCUAUCGCGAUUCAGAUGCACCAAGACGGGCAAAAUUCUUUGCCUGCUACAUGCCGGCCAGCAUGCGUGCUGCGACGUACCCGAGUCCCAGCGCUAUCUUGGUGAGCAACACGUGCUCCUGUAUCGCAGGGCCGAAGAUGUUAUUGCCGCAACCUUCGCCAAGGUGUUGGAGAAGGCGCACACGCCUGAGGCCUGGGAGGAGAAGUACGACAAGAUGCUUGAGGAAGAGGCGACACCGUCUCUCAAGUCGUUGCGUGCUCUUCUUCACGAGGGCGAACGCAUUCCCUACGAUCUCGUUUCGCUGCCUUUACUGCGAGAGUUCGUCGAUCGAUGUAACGAGUGGGUGGAAGAGGCAACAAACUACACUGUGCGCAAGCAGCAGAACCGGCGCAAGAGCGACAAGGGCCUGACGAAUCGUAAGAGUUCCGUUGCGGACCAGAAGGAAAGAGACGCCCGCGAUGUGAGCAACAUUUACCGCCUGCUUCAAGAAGCGGAACACAUUGGGUUCGACUGCCCUGAGAUCCUUCAACUGCGCGAGCGAGCCGACGGCAUCGAAACGUUCCAGAAAAACGCAAACAAGGCUUUGGAGCACUUGCACACAGCCACGGCAGAAGUCAUUGAGGAGCUCCUCGAAGAGGGCCGCUCUUUCAAUGUUGACAUCCCCGAGGUCGGCCGACUGUCGCGUAUCCUCGAUCAGCUGAACUGGAACGACAAGGCGCGCCGGAGCCGCAGCGUUGUCCUCAAUUUGAAUGAGGUCAAAGAGCUCAUCGAAGAGGGCCAGCGUCUGGAGAUACCAUCCUACAACGACCAUCUGACUUACUAUCUCGACCAGAUGCAUGCCGGGCAGGUAUGGGAGAAGAAGGCGCGCGAGCUCAUCUAUGCGGAGGCUGUGCACUACGCCCAGUUGGAGGCCCUCUCCACGCAGGUCACGGUCAAUUCGCUACCAGUCUCUCAGGAGACCCUGGCCGCUGUGGAUGCCAUUCUGCACAAGCAGCGGGAAGCCCACCGCCAGAUCCUAGACUUGACCGAGAGAUCGCGUCAUCCCGACAUUCGCAAACGACCCAAAUACACUGAAGUGGCUGAAAUCAUGCGAAAGCUGGAAGACCUCAACUCGAAGCCCAACGGUACGUUGGAUCUCGGUCGCGAGCAAAAGCGUCACGAGGACUGGAUGCGCGAGGGCAAGAAGCUAUUCGGCAAGACAAACGCCCCUCUGCAUAUUCUCAAGAGUCACAUGGAAUAUGUCCUCGAGCGCAAUCAGGAUUGCUUCGAUAUUGUCAACGACAAGCCGCGGACUCCAGCCGAACCCGCAUCGCGAGAAGCAAGCCCGGAAGCCAGGGCCAGCCGUUUCGAAGAUUCUCGUGUGCGCGAAGUUUUUUGCAUCUGUCGCAAGGUCGAGGCCGGCAUGAUGAUCGAGUGUGAAUUAUGUCAUGAAUGGUACCACGGAAAGUGUCUCAAGAUUGCUCGCGGCAAGGUCAAGGACGAGGACAAGUAUACCUGCCCCAUCUGCGAUUGGCGUCUGAAGGUUCCACGAGAUGCCGCCCGACCAAAGCUCGAGGAUUUGCUUGCGUGGGCCGACAAGAUCAACAACCUUCCCUUCCAGCCGGAAGAGGAAGAAGUUCUGCAACAAAUCAUCGACAACGCGCAAGAAUUCCGCAAUCAUGUCGCGGGCAUUUGCAACCCGCUCGUGUCGACCAAAUCAGAGGCAGACACGCAGCGAUUCUAUCUCCGCAAGAUCGAGGGUGCCGAGAUCCUCCUCGCCUACGAAACCAACUUUUUCAGACAGGAAUUGCACAAGUGGUGCCCCGUCGCCCCGAACCCGCCGCCGGUACUGGAGGUGUCUAAGAGCACGCGCAAGCCACGCCCUACGAAAUUGCAGAAGCUGCUGGCGCAGUACGGCGUUGAUGACCCAGAGGACCUUCCCGAGAACAUGAAGCAGAAGGCCGCCAGCUUGAUACGCAAAGCACAAAAUGCCGAGGCUGCCGCUAAUGCCCACGCAGCCGGUGUUGCGGCGUCGGCAGCCGGGGCACGGGUCCCCCCGGGCAGCCGGCAUUCGACAACAAGCAAGGACGAUGCCAUGGAUAUCGAUAGCGGACCAACGCUGCACCCAGGCCUCUUCAUGCCCAACGGAAAUGGAGGUCCACAGCUGGUCCACGACAACUCAUCCAUGUCGUUAGAGGAUCGACUCAACAACGGCCAGGAGGACGGCCUCAACCUGCUUGAUCCGGGCCAGAGGAGUAAGGCUCUCGAGAUCCUAGGCAGGACGGAUGUCGGGCGCAAGAGGGCCGAGGAAAUGUACGGCCCAGGCGUUUGGAACGAGAACAAGGGCCUUCGACAGAGUCCAGCCACGGGUGCAACAGGAGGACCUCAAGACGAGCGCGCUGUGGAUAAAAUGUUCGAAGACCUGACGAACCACGACGAUGACGGGCGCAAGGGCAGGGAACCAUUCGACGGGUUUGUACCGACAGCGGAGAGUUUUGAAAAUGAGCGCAACGGGAUGGACGCGCUGCUAGACGGCGAGUAG
Verticillium alfalfae VaMs.102 is the source of this 4683-nucleotide messenger RNA. Its product is annotated as histone demethylase JARID1A. Gene Ontology annotation, cellular component: nucleus. Gene Ontology annotation, molecular function: DNA binding; histone demethylase activity. Lineage: Eukaryota; Fungi; Ascomycota; Sordariomycetes; Glomerellales; Plectosphaerellaceae. The record is from RefSeq and is a predicted model, not a curated record. Bases 1 to 4683 code for a protein of 1560 amino acids. The transcript is spliced from 5 exons. Gene Ontology annotation, biological process: chromatin remodeling.